Molecule: messenger RNA, 732 nt
Organism: Penicillium angulare
Lineage: Eukaryota; Fungi; Ascomycota; Eurotiomycetes; Eurotiales; Aspergillaceae
Product: mitochondrial 54S ribosomal protein mL38
Exons: 2
Coding region: 1-732 (243 amino acids)
Source: RefSeq, a predicted model, not a curated record
AUGCACAAAAUCAUAUUUGCCGCCGCAGCGCUUGCUGCCACCGGAUUCGCAUCAGCUGGCAGUCUCCCAGCAGAGCUAUCAAUCAUCGGCGUACCAUCCCAUGUUCUAAAUGUGUCAUUCAGUACCUCCAACCAAACAGUAGAGGUCCACCCAGGCAAAACGCUCAGCAAAGGCCAAACCGCAGACCAACCCCAUCCAAACCUGAACGAGUCAGGAUCCGGCAUCAAGCAAAAUCAAAAAUACGUCUUCAUGAUGAUAGACCCAGACACCAACGCCACUGACCCUCUCUCCGUCGCAUUGCACACGAUAAUAUCCAACGUCAGCACCUCAGACUCGAAAGGGGACGUCGUAGCCGAAUAUGUCGCCCCCAUGCCGCAGGGUACAUCACCGCACAACUACACACUAUUACUCUUCAGCCAGCCAGAUAACUUUAAUAUCCCCUCUACCUACGACUCAUAUUUGCCUUUGAAUCUGUCAAAUGUCUUGAAUCGGGUCAAUCUCCCUUUACGGCCAUUCAUGAAUGAUACCGGACUGUAUAAUCUUGUGGCUGCGAAUUGGUUCCGCGAGGGCGCAAAUUCAUCGGCUACUGCUACGACUUCGGGCUCCGCAACGCCUACCGGGAGUGCGGCACAGACUGCUACGAGCAGUUCGGUUGCAAGCCUGGAAGCUAUUAGUGAAAAAACUGUCUUGGCGCUAGUUUCUUUGUUGGGGGCCGUUUGGAUGGGAAUGUAA